GCAGUGAGGGAUGGUGAUGUGGAAGAGAGGAAUGUGUUAGACGAAAGGGUUUUUAAUGCGCUUCCGAGCCCGAUUGCCGCUACGUGCGAGAGGCUGUGCGAUAGCGACGACGGAGCCACGACGACCAUCGCGGGGCUUUCGCGUGCGAAAAGGCCCGGUGCAUCCGGUUAAAAACCUUCAGCAGGGCGGUGGGAGCGGAGGAGCUGCGGAGAGGAGAGAAGGUAGCGGCGGAGGAGGAGGAGGCGGUGGUAGCAUCAGCAGCAGCAGCAAAGAGCAGGUCGCGGAGAAGGUUCUGGCGAGAGGCUGACAGCGCGAGCUUAGCUUCUCAUCGGCAGAAGGGCUUGGCUGCUCGGUUGCGAGAGAGAGAGAGAGAGAGAGAGAAGGAAGACACACACCGGCGAACAAGAUCGACGCCGAGGGCGAGAAAGAGAGAGAGAGAGAGAGAGAGAAAGGGAGUGAGUGAAAGAGCGGAAGGGAGAGAAGAGAAUCAGCGCGGAGGAUGACCGACUGAGAGAAAGUGCAGUGUCAAAGUCUGUGAUAGUAUUUAUUCAAAAACAACAACAACAUCGUUAUCAGUAGCACCUGUGGACGUGUCAUCUUCGUGAGAAAAGAGGACGAGCAAUCGCGCGGAGGAGAUAUAUUAUAUAUGUAUAUAUAGAGAGCGAGAGAGAGGGAUAGGCUUUAUAUAUUUAUUUACAUCUGUGAUAUCGCUGAUAUACAUCGACCUUCUUCGCGAGAAAAAGGAGCAGAGGAGUGAGAGAGAGAGAGAGCGGCGAGUGACGUGAUCCAGAGAGCAGGAGGGAGAGAAAGAGAAAGAGAUAUAUAUAUACAUUGCUCCGAAGAAAGAUUAUAUCAGUAUCUUAGUGGAUAGGGUUUUUUGUAUAUACGACUGACUCUUUUUUAUAAUUAUUGCUAUCGGUGCGAGUUGCCGGAGCGAAGAAACGCGCGCCCAGACCAGAUCUCUCCGAUCAGUGGUGAACCAGAGGAACUCUCCGAUCCUUUUUCUCUUUUCCCCGGACGGUCGUUCGCGCGAGCGACGAAGGUAUCAUGGUGGAGAAGAUUCUGGAGGAACGAGAGGACGGCACUCAGGAGGCCGGACGAGGCGAUGGCACCUGCCGGGACGUGACCUCGACGGGGGAGUCCAUGAGCGCGGUGCAGGCCCGUCAGGAGGAGGCGCGACGCAAGAGGCGCAGGAAGAGACGCUCCGGCUCCUCCGUGGUGUCCUCCUGCUUCCAAGAACUGUACAAACUGACAGGAGAAGUUCUUGGGGAAGGCGCCUAUGCCUCUGUCCAGACCUGUACAUCCCUCUACACGGACCUCGAGUAUGCCGUGAAGAUCAUUGACAAGAUCCCCGGACACGCGCGUGCCAGGGUGUUUAAGGAAGUCGAGACGUUCCACCAUUGCCAGGGCCACCCGAACAUCAUACAGCUGAUCGAAUUCUUCGAGGACGAGGAGAAGUUCUAUCUUGUGUUUGAGAAGAUUAACGGUGGCCAGUUAUUGAACAGGAUCCAAGAACGGAUUCACUUCACUGAGAGAGAGGCGAGCCAGAUUGUCAAAGAGAUUGCGAGUGCGCUCGAUUUUCUUCAUAAGAAAGGUAUUGCUCAUAGAGAUCUCAAGCCCGAGAACCUCUUGUGCGUGUAUCCGGACAAGUUGGCACCAAUCAAGGUGUGCGACUUCGAUCUUGGAUCAGGUAUCAAGUUCAACAACUCGCUGUCUAGUCCUGUGGCAACGCCGCAACUUUUGACACCGGUGGGCAGCGCCGAGUUUAUGGCGCCGGAAGUGGUUGAGGCUUUCAUCGGCGAGGCCAAUUAUUAUGACAAACGUUGCGAUCUCUGGAGUCUUGGCGUUAUUAUGUACAUUCUACUCUGCGGUUAUCCGCCUUUCUAUGGGAACUGCGGCACCGAUUGCGGUUGGGGCAGGGGAGAGAAUUGUCAGGCCUGUCAGGAAUUGCUCUUCACCAGUAUUCAGGAGGGCAGAUACGAAUUCCCCGACAAGGAGUGGCGAUGCAUCUCCGAAGACGCGAAAGAUUUGAUCAGAGGCUUGCUCGUUAAGGAGGCCCACCAGAGGCUCAGCGCCGAUAGUAUUUUGAAACAUCCCUGGAUUAAUCCCGGGCCGACUUCCGUCGAAACUGGUGAUCGAUCACUUACCACGCCUCAUAUCAUAAGGAGGAACAACUCCGCUAGAGAACUCUCAGCGUUCGCUGAGUCCGCAAUGGCUGUGAAUCGUGUGGUACUUCAGCAUUUCUCUCUAAAUCUCGAGGAGCUGGCGGAGAACCGGGAGCCCAGACUGUCUACGUCGUCGACCGACGAUGACAAUCAUCCGUAUGGUCACAUGUCCGAUUCCAGCAGCGAGCUGUCCGAGAACAGCAAGCACCUAACGCAUUCGUCCAGCGAGUUUGAUGGCACGCGACCAAAGUCCUGCUCCGUGCACUCCAGCAUCGAUCUGAACGAUCCCAAGAUCAUCGGCAAAAAUCGCGUCAUCGAUAAGGACUCGCUGCAGAAUUGGUUCGGGCUAUCACCGCCGACCGAGAGUCGUCUGAUGCAACGCCGUUUGAAGGCACGCUCGGAUCUGCUCGAACGUCAGACCGGUAAAGCGAUAAUUGCGUCUCCGAGUGGCUGAGAGGUCGCUGUAGAACCGAUCACUUUUUCUCGCUACAGUAUCACUUGUCUCUUUGUAGCUACGUGAAAAAAACGCGAACGAUGUACAAUACCUUUUCCAAUGGCUUAGGAAGCUAACAUAGCAUAAGUCGAGUCUCUGAUUCUGCGCGGAUAAUGAAAACAGGCUCAAUCAUUUAUGAUAGUGACGACAGCGAUAAUAAUCGAAAAGUAUUCGCCGCGAAAAGUUAUCGAACAGAGUAUCGUCGUUAUCUUCUUUUCAAUAGUCCUAAGCUUCUUUUGUUUUAAACUUUCCUUUUAACAGGCAAUUGAUAACCAGAUUGUUCUUAUUUCCAAUGAAAGCUUACUUUACUCUUUAAAUUAACUUCAACUUAAUUGGUAACGCGAUAAUUAUGACUUUAAAUAAUGUAAUUAUUAAAAUAACGUGUGUUAAGAAAAAUGUAUAAAAUAUAAAAUAAGGAAUUUAUAUAGAAAUUUACGUUUAAAAUAUAAAUCUUAAUUAUAUAAUAUAAUGAUGUGUGCGCUAUAAACGCAUUGAAAUGUACCCUGUCGCGGUACGCAAGGACGAUAUUUACCAUUAAUCGGAGCAAGAAGAAGGAUAAUUAUAUCGCAGUUUGACUUCAUUCAUCGACGUUGCGCUCCGUGCGCGAGUAAUUUUUUCGUGUUUCUUGGAAAUAAAAGCAAGUCUGAUUUCAUCGAAUGCGCUGUUAUCUUCGCUGCGUGUAAUUCAUUGAUUCACGCAGUCGUAUGUUGCAUAUUGUACAGAGAUAGCUACACAACACGCGCAUCGAACAUUGUAUCAUCAACCGCAGAUACGCAUACGAAUUUAUUUAUACAUUCGAAUAUUUUGUUCAUAUUCGCACGUCUACAUUGUGUUGUGCAAGUGAAUCAACAUUAUGGAUAAGCAUCCCGAGCAUUCAGAAAUACAGUUGAUGCCGUCAAUUGACGGUGGCACGGUCUUAUUCUUUCGCUACAUAGUAUAUAUGUUGAGACGCAUGCGCGCGUUCGUGUGUAGGACAGAACUAAAGCGGGAAGGAAGAAGGAAGAAAAUAAAAGACCCUCGUGAUCGUGAUAGUUCGUGCACUGUUGAACGCACGAAUGUCCUAUUACGUAAAUAUUAUUUUUAUUUUUUGUUUGCUGAAUUCUUUAAAAUCGAAAAAGAAAGAAAAAUAAAAAAAAAGAUCAACAGACGCAACCGACGUAAGGCGAAAAAGAUGUUCCUUUUAUUGCUUUUUUGAUAUUGUUUCACGUAUGUUCGAGCCAUAAUAUAAAUAUUCUCGAAUCCGGAGCAAACGGGUGAGCGUAUCUCGUCCCACAUGGUGCAGAUUAGUUUGCUCAUAUUAGGUUAGUAGAAACGCGAUAGAUCAUAAGUCGGCAAAGAUUUCAAAGCAACAUUUGAAUGGUUUGAAGUUACGCGAAUCAAAAAGAGAAAAUGGCUAGUUUGUUUAAAAUUUCUCAGUUGUUAAAUUACAGGCUAAUAUUAUCGUUUAUUGAUUUAUAUGUUAAAUAUUUUUUGUAGUUUUAUCGACCAAAAAUCGUUUUAAUAUCAGCCCACCCACGAUAAUGCUUUAUAUCCUCGUACAAAUUUAUUUGUCUUUUCUAAACCUUAUUCUAUAAUCAUAUGCACGAAUUUACAAAACAGUUUGGUUCAAAUGGAGGUGAAUCACUGAUACUACUUCUUUCUUACUUUAUCGUGUGUUUUAGACGAAAAAGGGUAAAGAUAUAGGAAAGAAUUUCUUUCAUUCACAUUUUGAUGCGGUGGACAGAUUUUUACUCAGGGCAGCUGGGGAGACCGCUGCGCACGGUAUUCUAUACUCGUACAAUUUGAAAGCGUUGAAAAAUGAGGGAGAGAAUGCGAAGAAGCUAUCUGUAAGAUUUACAGAGCGCGUAGUUCCUCCGGAAUUAACAUUGGAGUUGUUGGUAUUCGUUUUGAGUUUCUGCGAUCUUCCUUGCAGAAACGUUUAUAACUCCGGAGGGCUGCGCGAGCGUAACGUGCGUUUGUACAUUGUAAUUGCAUCAUGGAAAACUUUCUUAGAAAGUCAUUCGCUUGCUGUAGGACAACGGCGGAUAUGGCUUUUGUCAACCUCUGUCUUCUUUGUACUUUGUAAGUACCGGUAAGAUAAAGAUUUAGAGUUUAUAUAGCGCGCGUGGAUGAGAUUAUAUAAAUACAUAUAUAUAUAUGUAUACAUAUAUACAUAUAUAUAUAUACUAUAUAUACGAGGAACCGUGUAAAUAAAAAAAGCUAAAGGUGAUGUGUAGAGAUACGGAAAGCAAUAUAUAAUGCGAGCUCUCUUAAGAGGAAAUAUUGGAAGAUUAAUAUAUUCAUCGGCCUCUUUGCGCAAGACUAAACAACUUUUUGCGUCAUUCCUUGAUUAGCUGAUAACACAAAAUUGUCUUUUUACCGUAAAGAAAAAGCUCAUUUUCCCCCGUUUGUCUUUUUUGAUUCGUCUUGCGCGAAGUUCCAUACGGUAUAACCCACAUUACGCAUUAAGCAAUUAAACCUACUGUUCAAAAGAGCUACACAAAAUUGUUCAUCAUCUCUUCUAUCAGGUCUUGAAACGAAGAGAUCCUUUUUUUGUGUUGAUCGUGCGUUUUGGUAAAGUAUCAGUAUAAGCUCUUGUGUAUAAGUAAAUGCUCUUUCUUUUUUUUUCUUAAAAAAAAAAGAAUGUAUAAUAUAAGAGGAUAUAAGAAAGUGAGGUGCGUGAGGAAGUGUGCCGCGUGAUGAAAAAAAUAUAAAAGGAAAAGAAAAAAAUAUACAAAUGGCCAUAAUACACAGAUCUGUAAGCGUAACGAAUUUAAGAUUGUAUAACAGAGUGCGUGUGAAAAACGUAUGUAUGCGUGCGCGCGCGCGUGCGUGCGUGUGUGUGUGCGGUGUGUUCGCAAGCGUAAAGAGGAAGCGUGUGAAAGAAAACUAAUCGCUAGCCUUUAAGAGAAAACCCAACACCUUGUCGUAAGUUUGUAGCGUAAGGUACCGCUGAGUCAUACCGCGACCGAUUGUCAGAUCGUUGUUUAUUUUUAUCCUUUUUACACGCGUAUCCCAUUGUACCGUUUCGCGAGGGUGGAUCGACCCGAUGCUUUCGUUUGCCCAUUUCACGAGAGUUAUAACGGUCAACGGUGUAAUUGUUUCGAUCACCGAAGAUUGGAAUUGUGAUAACGCUUCUUGUGCAGUGGCUGGACCAUAACAUUGGAUCGCGGUAUAGCGCAGCGGUCGAGUAUACAUGUGAAAUGCAAACAUUAUCAUUCUCAUUUUCUUCCCUGUAGUACACAGUAAGUGUUGUAAGUCCCUUUACCGAGUGGCGGUUAACGAAAGAGAGAAUGUAAUCGAGGGGGGGAGGGAGACGUUGGUGUUUUUUUCGCGUCGUGCCAACGCCGUGAGCGCGGUAAUUCUGCGAAAAACGAGUCACGAUGCGAGGAGAGCGAGGAUUUCGUUACAUUUUUUCAAGAAAAAAACAAAAAAAACGAAUAAAAAAUAAACGUCACGUAUCAUAUAUGUAUAUAUUAUAUAUAUUAUAUAUGUAUAUAUUAUAUAUAUUAUAUAUUAUAUAUAUAUACACAUAUAUAUACAUAUAUAUGCAUGUAUGUAUAUACAUUUUAAGUGGUAUGCAUCCCGUUCCUCUCAUCUUCUACUCCGCACACUCUUCGCCGUGAGUUUUGUCCCGUCGCGUGGGAUCCGCUCAUCAAGAUAGUAUCCACGCGGCUGACACAUAUCUUCACGAAAGGAUGCUCAUCUCUUCCCUUUUGCGAAAAAAAAAAAAGAAAAAAAGGGGAGGUGUAUUAUCAAGCGCGCGACAAGCGCAUCCUUUUUUUACGAAAAAUGGGAGAGCUAUUGUCAAGCACAGGUUAUUGUGUUCGAGAUCACCGGCAGUCAUUGGUUUUGACGAAACGUUCAAUUCUAUUGGGAGGGAGGGAGGGGAAAAGGAAAAGAGUGUGCGGCUCGACUCGACAAGAGCUGAUUUUCCAUCACUUUUUCUUAUUCUUGUAAUCGUAGUAGGUAUAUCGAUCGAAGGGUGGGACAGUAAGAGAAAACUGGAGAAUGUAAAUAAGAUUUAUCUCGUAGCUAUAGUGCCUAUAUCCUAAAAGAACUAGAUCGAUAGAGAUAGUUGCUCCCCGGUUUUCAUCCUACCCCCAAUCUACCUUCCCACCGCAUCUUUCCCACAAAACUCAACCGCACGUCCCUGACACAUUUUCACGGCCUUCUAAACCGACACCAUCCCUCUUGUCCGUCCCUCUCCUCUUCCUGCAAAUCGAAACAUUCCUGUCCAAAUCAACCUCCAGUCCUCAUCCCAUUCUCCUCCCUCUCCCACGUCACAAUCCCUACUUCCACGCGUCCCCAAAAAAAUUGUUAUAAAACGAGAAAAAAUGGCCAAAAAAUAUUUUUUAUUUUUCAUACCCACUUGUAUGUAGAACAUAUACGAUAUAUUUUUUUGACACGGUUGAGGAGACGGAGCUUGAUUGCGAAGAAAGAAGGGAGCGGUCGUGUCGCAAUCCCAGGAUCGUUCUCCGUAGAUUCCGAUUGAAAAUAUCCGGGAGAAACAUCGGGGGAUGCGACGGCCUCUCCUUUAUUCCUUGCGUUUGGUGCGAUAUCUUACUGCUUAGUAUUAGAAAUUUUGUAAACCGAAGUCGCUCUUCAGUUUUGCGAGAGAGGGAGAGAGUGUGAGAGAGAAAGAGAGAGAGAGAAAACGUUCGAGAACAAGGGCUGAAGUCCAUUUAACAACGUGCUCACAUACAACUUUCAGAACUGUCACGCAAAAGAGUUUACGCUUUUCUUUUUAAUGGGAAUUGAUAUUAAGCUCCGAGAUAUUUUUCCGAUUUUAUUCUGCAAGAUUUAAUCAUAUGAAUCGUUUGAUUUGGAUUUCUUUUUUGAAUGAACAUUCGUGUUGUCGACAUUUCUCUCUUUUAAGUAUACGAAUGAUAUUAUCUAAAAUUCUAAAAAACAAAAAAAAAGGGAAAAUACAAUAGUACACCGUGAGCACGUGAGGCGAUAAUUUUUCUCGUACGUACUUUUAUCCGUAUUUUAAGUGGCGCGCGUUAGUAGCCUAGCGCGCGAGAAACAUGUAAAUGUUGAGACUGGAUUACGAACGUACAAAAAUACCUUAUACUUGUAAACAAGACAUGUUAAUCACUUCGCGAUUCGAUCAACGCGUACGAUCGUCCGGGUGAGCGAGGAAACGCUCGUAACGAUGGAUCUGAUUCGAUCCACGCGCGACAGUUCUUACGACUCGAAUAUUCGAUCCACGUAUCUGAUUGCAGACCGGCAAUGGCGUGAUUUGAUGAAAAAGAAAAUCUGAUUUGUCAUUAAUUCUUCACACGAUUGAUCAUUAAAAUGUAUAUUUUUUAAGUGAAA
Molecule: messenger RNA, 7959 nt
Organism: Solenopsis invicta (red fire ant)
Lineage: Eukaryota; Metazoa; Arthropoda; Insecta; Hymenoptera; Formicidae
Product: MAP kinase-interacting serine/threonine-protein kinase 1
Exons: 5
Coding region: 1048-2619 (523 amino acids)
Biological process (GO): protein autophosphorylation; intracellular signal transduction; peptidyl-serine phosphorylation
Cellular component (GO): cytoplasm; nucleus
Molecular function (GO): calcium/calmodulin-dependent protein kinase activity; ATP binding; calmodulin binding
Source: RefSeq, a predicted model, not a curated record